This is a messenger RNA of Anthostomella pinea, 1941 nucleotides long. Lineage: Eukaryota; Fungi; Ascomycota; Sordariomycetes; Xylariales; Xylariaceae. The record is from the annotation of a GenBank genome assembly.
AUGGCGAUCCCGACUGCCGCUGCUGCCUACAAGAAGAAAGAUGGCGUCCUCGCUCUCACCCCGGAUCAGAGCUCCGUCAUAUGGACUCCCAACUCCGCCCCGGCCGGUCCACCAACUGUCUCCCUUGCCAUCCUCAAUAUUACCAAUCUCCAGCAGACCCCAAACACCGCUGCCAAGGCCAUGCUGAGGGUAUUUGAGAAGCAACCAGGAGCAGCCGAGCCUGUCGCCCACCUCUUCUAUUUCAACUCGCCUUCAGACCCGCGAGCCGAGGCAAAUGCCAUCAAGGCUCUCUUGUCAAAACUCAUUGCUGAUGCAAAGAACAACGAUCCCAACGUGCCCCGACUUGCCGGUGCAGCUGCGUCCCCUGGAGCCGGUGGCUCUGGCGCGAGUGCCGCUGUGUCGAAGCCGACUACUGCAAGCCUGUUUGACAACGAUUCUCUUAGGAAUGACAUCGUCCUGCAGCAGUCUCUUAUGAAGUCUGAUCGCAACCUCUCACAGAUGUACAUGGAAGGCCGGAAGACGAAGCCAGACUCCAUGUCUGAUGCCACCUUCAACAGCCACUUCUGGUCCGCGAGAAUCAAUUUACUUCGGUCCCAUGCAAUCGAGACAAACCAAAAGAAAGGUCCUUACAACGUCUUGGCCCAAGUCAAGCCCACCACGCAACAUAACACAGACCCGUCCAAGCCGAGUGACUUGAAAAUGAACUUCAGUGUUGAACAGAUUCAGAUGAUUUUCAACCAGCAUCCUCUUGUGAAACGUAUCUAUGACGAGAACGUGCCAGCCCUUAAAGAAAACGAAUUUUGGGAGAGGUUCUUCCUCAGCAAGUUAUCCAAGAAGCUCAGGGGAGAGCGCACCACCGGUGACGAAAUGCCCGACAAGAUUUUCGACAAGUAUGAUGAGUAUGAAGAUAUCACGGCCUUCUCGAGCAAGCUCCUGUCCCAAUAUGUGCCUCAUAUCAUUGAUGUGGAAGGCAACGAAUCGAAUCAGGGCGGUUUCAGGAGCGGUAACCGAAAGGAUGUCGAGAUGCGACCCAGGGGAAGGGCUGAUGUGCCCAUUAUCCAGACGCUGAACAGCAUCAGUGGCAAACUACUGGCAAAUAUCGUACCGUCCGACAACGCCCCGGAAGACCCAAUGGAUCUAGAUGACAAUACCUAUCGCGAACUCGCCUUGCGAGAUCUUCGAGGGGACGCCGAGGAAAAUCGGAUUAUGCUCAACAUCAAGGAGCAAAGCAACUUCUUCUCCAGCGAAACCGCCACUAUAUCUGAAACAACCGCGACCUACGCCAAACAGAAGCCCGCAAAGGUUCUCAGGGACGUGCAGGAAGAUCUUCAAGGGCUUGGAGAAGAUGGUGCGGGUGGCAUCAACAUCCACGUCUCGCUAGGCAUCAAUGACGAGAGCGAAAGCGACGAGGAGGGCGAAGCGCACCCGCACGUCGGAUCUAGAGAAUCCCGGAAGGAGGCGCAGAAGCAGAUUCUGGAGAGUAUGUUGCAGAGACGAGCGCAAGUAUACGGUCAUACAUCGGAUGAGACAACACCGAUGGGGCUACCAGAAGAAAUCGCGGCAACAUGUAACCUAACUCAUGCUACCACUAUGGAAUUCUUGCACCAGUUCUGGUCCGCAUUUCUCUCUGGCGACCCUGAACGCGCUGCCGAGCUCGGAUACCUCGUCGAGGCAUUGAAGAGAUCCAAAGACAGGAUAGAUGCCGUGGCUGCGGAAGCGGAAAAAGUGCGGGAGAAGCAUAUUGAGAAGCGCAAAGCCGAGAUUGUGCAGAUCUACGAAAGGACUGGAAAGAAGAUCAAAUUCAGCCCCAGGACGGUCCGUGGUGGGAAGGACGCCGUCCAUAAACUCAUGAUCCCCGUCGUUGGCUCCUUGGACAAGGCUAUAGCUGAUUACCAGAAAGCCCUGGCUGCAGAAGGGAUCCAGGCCAGUACAGAGCGGUGA